Messenger RNA from Fibroporia radiculosa, 1842 nucleotides. RefSeq lists its product as uncharacterized. The transcript is spliced from 10 exons. Bases 1 to 1842 code for a protein of 613 amino acids. NCBI's taxonomy places the organism in Eukaryota, Fungi, Basidiomycota, Agaricomycetes, Polyporales, Fibroporiaceae. Gene Ontology annotation, biological process: DNA damage response. The record is from RefSeq and is a predicted model, not a curated record. Gene Ontology annotation, cellular component: cytoplasm; nucleus. Gene Ontology annotation, molecular function: phosphatase activity.
AUGGCAGAUCGCUUCAGCGCCGUCCGAGUCUUUCUCGUCUGUCCCCGUGCUGCCAUCGUCCGACAUCCGCCUCUCGCGCAAUCGCCGCGCCCCUCUUUCUCGUACAUAAAGGUUUGUCCGUCGUCUCUCCCGCCUCCCAGCGUGGUUUUCUUUGUCCUCUCGUCUGCAACCCGUCCCUUUGUACCAGCUGCAUAUAUACCAACCUCCCUCUCGCAUCCCUUCCUUCUCAAAACGAUGGGUGAAGCGAUGACUGACUACUUCCCUCCCACUCCUCCUACGGAUACAGACGCUAAAUACAGCAUGCCCAACUCCGUUGUUCCCAAUGGUGCUGCCCCGCCGCCCAACGAGCCCACCAAGACAAAGGGCAUGCCCAACAAAAUGUCCCUCACCCUUUCUCAUCUACCCAGCAAGAAGGAUAUCAAGGUUGUCUAUCCAAGAACCCCGUCUUCUAUUGACCCCAACAAUCCGCCAUGGCCCGCCUUCCGUGGCUAUCAUACCUACUCCUUCGCCUACGCGACUAUGGGCCACCGUCUUCCCACCAUCUUGAGUAAAGCCAUUGACGACGUCGUCGAAACUCUCAACCAAGAAUCUGAGGAAGAGAGGGUCACUGACCUUAUUGAAUGUAUAAGCCGCAUGGAUAAAUUGAAGGAAGAUUUGCAGUCUCAGGCACGCCUUCGGCCUAUUAUUGACGAUGGGGAGGCCGACGUCGCACUCUGGAACAAAGAAAUUGCAAAGUACUUCCAAGGCAAGGAUUUCAUGAACGCGCCGUGGCUAUUCGCGGAAGCGUACAAGUAUCGACGUCUGCGCGAGUGCUUCAGUGUAAGCAAGUACUGGCAACAUUAUGACGUUUUCUUCCGCCAAAAGUGCGACACUUUCUCUCGGUCUGGUGAUGCCGUAUUCGAGCUCUCGACUCGUUUCUUGGAGCCGUUCAAACAUAAGGAGGGUUUGUCGGAUGCUGAGAAGCUCGAGGCGGAGCGUCUUAUGUUUAUGGAGCUAACGCAAAUCUGCCUUUGGGGCAACUCCACUGACCUUUCGCUACUAAUCAACAUGACGGAGGAGCAGAUUAAAUCCUUGCAGUCGACGGGUGGUGAACACCUCGCUGCAACAGAGAAAAAUAUUUUGGGCAACGACAUGGCGCGUUUGUGGGAGACAAUGAAAAAUCUCAAAACAAAUACGGGUGGACGAAUUGACUUCGUGCUGGACAAUGCCGGUUUUGAGUUGUAUUGCGAUUGCGUUUAUGCGGACUUUCUUAUUCAGAGCGGGCUUGCGAAAGAGGUCCGCUUCCAUGGCAAGCGCUAUCCCUGGUUUGUGUCGGACGUCACAAAGAAGGAUUGGAACUGGCUUCUCAACUCAAUGGUUUACGGGCAUUUAUUCCCAAAGGCAACAGACGAGGAAAUGGAGAGUCUCCGGAGACUUGGCUUAAGGUGGAAGCAAUACGAAAAGGAAGGCAAAUGGAUUUAUGAACAGCAUCCGUUUUGGUGUACGGGGUACACCUACUGGGACCUCCAUAGCGAAGCGCCCGACUUGUUCCUUCAUCUUUCUCGCUCGGACCUCGUCAUCUUUAAAGGUGAUCUGAAUCAUCGUAAACUGACUUACGACUGUGCUGCUCCACCAUCGACUGAGUUCGAGAUCGCCAUAGGUCCGAUGGCAUCUGCAGCCGGUGCUCCUCGUAUUUGCAGUCUACGUACCAUCAAAAGCGAUGUCGUCGUCGGCCUGGGUUCGGAUGGUGAUGUACUUGCGGAGAAGUUAGAUACGGAGGAAGCAGGUUGGAAGAUCAGCGGCAAAUAUGCUGUUGUACUCCUAUCUGAAGGCCGACCGGGAGAGAAAGUCCGCUUUGCUUAA